AUGCCCUUAUCAACCGUCGCUGCUGUACCAGCACGCUGCUGCCGCUUGCUUGAAGAUCCAGGAGGAUCCAUCUGCCGCUGCUGUCUGCAUGGUGAUGGGGAGGAAGGGUCUGUGGAUGGUCCUUCUGGGAAGGGAAUGGCAACACCGAUGGAGCAUGUGCUGGGUGGUGCUUUGUCUGGCUGCUGUACUGUAUCCGAUGCUCCUCUGUUUCAGACCCCGAAGGAGCCGUUGACUCAAAAGUCACCUUUGACGGGCUGCUGUGCUGUCACUGAUGCUGCUGGGUUUCAGACCCAGCAGGAUGUGAUGAUGCUGCAGCAACAGCAGCAGCAGCUGUCAAAGCAGACGGAUCAAGUGACAGCGUUGGUGCUGUCUCUAACUGAUUCCUUCUUGCAGAGUAACAACACUGGUGUAAACCGACCUGCCGCAGCCGCGCCUGAGACUCUAACUGCCAAUCUCCCAGCCUCUCUCCCUGCCCCUCUCUAUGCCUCUUUUCCUGCCCCUCUCCAUGCCUCUUUUCCUGCCUCUCUCCAUGCCUCUUUCCUUGCCUCUCUCCAUGCCUCUCUCCCCGCCACUCUUCCUGCCUCUCCUCCUACCUCUCUCCCUGCCUCUCUCCCUGCAAUGCCGUCUGCUACUCUGUCUGACUCAGGCGCGUGUAUAUCACUGCCUCUUACAGCCACCACCUUUGGUACACGUGGGAAUGUGCGGAAGCGACCCGCCUCAGCCAUGGAUGCACAGCCUCUUCCUCUCCGUGCCACUGACCAAGCCUGCUCUUUGCAGCAGCAGCAAGCUAAUAUGUUAAAGCCGUUGAUUCCGGCAGCAGUAGUUGCGUUUCUAGGGGGGGGAAGCACCAUCCGGGUUUCAGACUUUGCAGCCGUUGGCGUGCGGAAGGAGCUGCAGUCGUGGCUCGAGGGUGCGGCAUAG
This is a messenger RNA of Closterium sp. Naga37s-1, 921 nucleotides long. The record is from the annotation of a GenBank genome assembly. Lineage: Eukaryota; Viridiplantae; Streptophyta; Zygnematophyceae; Desmidiales; Closteriaceae.